CCUCCCCAACAGCAACGUAACCCAUAACUCGAAGUCUUCCCUCCCCUCUCAUCUUUCUCUCUCUACAACCCACAAACCUUCACCACCCCCGAAAACACAAAAAUCAAAAUGCGUCUCCCAAUUCUAACCCCCCUCCUUACCCUCGCCCUCGCGACCCUCACGACCGCAACCUCUGAACUCGGCAUCGAAGUCACCCACCCGGUCGAAUGCACCCGCAAGACCCAGAAGGGCGAUACCGUGCACAUGCACUACCGCGGUACGCUCGCGGCCGACGGGUCUGAGUUCGACGCCAGCUAUAAGCGCGGCCAGCCGUUGGUGUUUCCGCUUGGUGCUGGGCGGGUUAUUAAAGGGUGGGACCAAGGUCUGCUCGAUAUGUGCAUCGGCGAGAAGCGCACGUUGACGAUUCCCCCGGAGUUUGGAUAUGGGGAUCGUGGCGUGGGACCCAUCCCUGGUGGGGCGACGUUGAUCUUUGAGACGGAGUUGGUCGGGAUUGAUGGGGUGAAGAAGGAUGAGUUGUGAGUUGGGGAAUGGUUUUGAAAGGAUUUGGGGAGGGCUGGUUUGGCCUCAUGCUUGAUACGUCUUGUUGGUGUGGUUAGAGGUCCAUUGACUGGUUUGGAUCUAUGGUACUAUGCGAUGCUUGUUUUGAGAUAACUCCUGUGUUUGGGUGUUGAAAAUAGGAGGGGAAGAGGGUCCUGCGCCGAAAUAGAGUGAUGUUCAGAUGUUGUUCUAUCUAUAUGGAAGUGUAGAUAUAUACGGUAUUUCACAAAGGUAGGGU
This is a messenger RNA of Aspergillus homomorphus CBS 101889, 775 nucleotides long. RefSeq names its product peptidylprolyl isomerase family protein FPR2 (gene fkbp3). Gene Ontology annotation, molecular function: peptidyl-prolyl cis-trans isomerase activity. Bases 109 to 519 code for a protein of 136 amino acids. The transcript has 2 exons. Gene Ontology annotation, biological process: protein peptidyl-prolyl isomerization. Lineage: Eukaryota; Fungi; Ascomycota; Eurotiomycetes; Eurotiales; Aspergillaceae. The record is from RefSeq and is a predicted model, not a curated record.